Maylandia zebra (zebra mbuna) is the source of this 2221-nucleotide messenger RNA. Its product is annotated as glycoprotein endo-alpha-1,2-mannosidase-like protein. The record is from RefSeq and is a predicted model, not a curated record. Lineage: Eukaryota; Metazoa; Chordata; Actinopteri; Cichliformes; Cichlidae. Gene Ontology annotation, molecular function: alpha-mannosidase activity.
AGUAGGCUACAUAACGGGUAUAACCAUGUUGCUUUUUAGUCUUUUCUUUUUGAGUAAACUUUAGAAACGGUGAACGAGAAGGGUCCCGCCUCUUUGGCAUCCAUAAGGAAACACCAGCCAACCAAGCACGGAGGCUUUAAAGCCUCUCCGGGCAUGACCAACAGAGAGCAUCACCCCUGCGUUUAGACACCGUUUUUUGUCGGAAGUCAGGUGGAUGGAGCAGCUGAUGGGCGGGGGCGGUCCACGGGAGCGGUGAAGCGUCUUAGUGAGUGACAGCGUGGAAAAGAAAUAUGAGAGGAGAGUCUUAAGUUAGGAAUAACUGGCCUGUGGCAUUUAAAACAAAAAAAUUGUAGCUCGGGCUUAUCUUAGAGGUAUAGAUCCGCGUUGCAGUGAUAAAAAAAAAAAAUCCGCAGCUCAUCGAAAUGCGGAACAGAAGAAAGUUAAAAAUUCCUUAAUCAACUACGUAGGGUAGUCCUCCCUGGUUUGAGUGCAAUCAUGUAGACUCGUCUUUUAGCUGAUGCGACGAGAAACACUUCGGAGAGUAGUUCGUAGUUUGUGGUGAACUCCAUCUGGCCGCAGAAGCAGGACGCAGGUUUAAUUUGCGCUCUUGGUUCCGUCCGUGCCGUAUGCAGCUCCUGCCACUCUAGCCAACCAUGGCACGACUGAGGAGGAAAGCGUGCAUAGCUCUGUUUCUUUUCACGCUGUUCAUCUUUGGGACCAUGAUGGGACUGAGGACCCUGAAGCCCAGUGACGGUUUCUCGGACUUGGCUCCGGGCUUGGAGCUCCUGCCGAUGAUCGGAGGAAAGAUGGACCGGCGCUCAGUGUCCCGUGAUGGGACCGCUUCCCCGGGUCAAGCCCGUCCGCCUGGCAGCAACGCCAAAGCCGUGUUGUCUAACACCGGCCCCGAGGGGACCAUAUUUUAUGAUGUUCAUAUUUUCUACUAUAUGUGGUACGGCAACCUACAUAUGGACGGUAAAUACAUUCACUGGGAUCACAUCCUAGUCCCGCACUGGGACCCUAAGAUCGCAUCCAGCUACCCGAGAGGGAAACACAUGCCGCCCGAGGAUAUCGGCUCCAGUUUCUACCCCGAACUCAAUUCGUACAGCUCGCGGGAUCCGGAUGUGUUGGAGUCCCACAUGGAGCAGAUCGGAGCAUCCGCAGCAGGUGUUCUGGUCCUGUCCUGGUAUCCUCCUGAAGUAGCUGAUGACAAUGGGGAACCUGCUGAGGAUUUGGUACCAGCUGUACUGGAUGCAGCAUAUAGACACAACCUCAAGGUUGCAUUCCACAUCCAACCAUACAGAGGACGAAACGAUCAGAGUGUGCAUGACAACAUCAAGUACAUCAUUGACAGGUAUGGCGACCACGGAGCGUUCUACAAGUUCACUACCAGCACAGGGAAGAGUCUUCCUCUGUUUUACAUUUAUGACUCCUACCUAACUCCACCCGAGUCCUGGUCUGAGUUUUUGACACCGACUGGCUCCCACAGCGUGCGUGGGUCAGCUUACGACUCCGUCUUUAUAGCCCUGAUUGUGGAGGAGCGUCAUAAGCACGACAUCCUGGCAGGCGGCUUCGAUGGCAUGUACACUUACUUUGCCUCCAACGGCUUCUCCUUUGGCUCUUCUCACCAGAACUGGAAAGCCAUCAAAGCUUUCUGCGAUGGGAACAACCUCCUUUUUAUCCCCAGCGUGGGGCCUGGUUACAUUGACACCAGCAUUCGGCCAUGGAACAACCACAACACACGCAACAGGGUGAACGGACGUUACUACGAGACAGCCCUGCAGGCGGCACUCAACGUGCGCCCAGAGAUUGUCACCAUAACAUCUUUUAAUGAAUGGCACGAGGGGACGCAGAUAGAAAGGGCUGUGCCUAAAAAAACUGUGACACGGGUUUACUUGGACUAUCAGCCACAUGGGCCUGAUCACUACCUGGAGCUGACCCGCCGCUGGGCCGAGCAGUUCAAUAAAGAAAAGGAGCAGUGGCUCAUGUGAGCUUUCAUCAAACUGACUUGAAACGGCACGCUGUAGUGGAAGUGUGUGCACACAUGAAAGAGGAGGCAAGAGAGCGAUUGAUUGAUAUAGUUUUGAGUGCAGAAGGACAUGCUGUUACCUUUUUUAAACAUGCUGGAUGCGAGAGGUCCUAUAGAUGUGUGUGCAAAUUCAAAGAUAGGAUACAAAGCGUAUCAAAAACCCAGACUUGUAAAAUGCUCUGUGGGUCUGUCUCU